AAGUAGGCAGGAGAAACGGGAUCCAUGAAAGUGGUCGUCCGUUUACCUUCACUGACAGUUGUCAGUAGCACCUGUCGACAACAUUGCCCCCUCCUCCCACCUCGCCCAUUCUCGCCCACGCUCUUCUCCGUCCACCUCUAGUUACUUUCCUUACACACUUCAAUUUAUCGCUAUCUAUCCUUCCACUAAAAGUAGUACAACCAACACUAAAGUGAGUUUUCAAAGACAGUUGACAAAUAAACCAUAAGAAGAGCCAAUAUUUGUUGUUUACGUUAGUGGCUAAGGAGUAGGAAAGGUGUUUCACCUUCUUUCUCUUUCAAAUCUUUUCAUGUCUGUAUACUAUUUCCAACUGCUGGUUUAAUCAGACUCUCUUAAGCUCCACAGGUGCUCAAGUUGUCCAAAGGUAAAAAAAAAAGAAAAUGGAAGUAGCUGUAAAUAACCGUUAGGAGGUAUUGGUACCCUGCAAUGGGACGUAUUCACAUGUUUCGAAUUCAUUGGAUGCAAAGUGCUAAUAAACUUAAUUUAAUGAAGCACAAAGCUAAAUGUACAUUAUGCAUAUAUGCACAAGGGAAUACCAUAAUCCAGUACUGUCAUUUUUCUUGUCCUGACGGCAUGACACUCAAAAUAGAGUGUGCAACUGUUCAAAUACAUAUACAUAUGUGCACACGUGCCCUGUAAAAACACACCCGGCGCAUUUUUUAACUAUUAAACUGGUUUGGAAUUGAAGUACGUUGGAACAUUGAACACGUCAGAUGCAUACUUGAGAUAACAGCUAACGUUUCUUAAGAAACAAAGUGAGGAAAAGAAAGAAAGAAAAAAAAACGCAAGUUUAAAAUAACUGGCUGUUCAUUAAAAAAUGUGACAUACGUGAGAAUAUAAUACCCUUUCAAAGAAUUUUGGAAAAUUUCUACUAUAUUUUGCAAUGUUGCAAUGUUUGCUAAAGGAAAAAAAAGGCCAUUCUAAAAGUCUGAUUAGAUAAUCUAAACUUACAGAACUCUGUACAGUUCUUUGAGUGACACAUUGGAUCUUGAAAUAUAUACAAUACAGUGCUUACAGAAGUUGACAAUUUUUUUAAUAUUUCGAAGACUUCAAAUCUCAUGUCGUUGUUAUAAACAUAUUUUUCGAUAUGGAUAAAACUAACGGAAUAACAAAAUAAAUAUAAACAAAUUUAAAGAAGGUGGCAAUAUAGUGAAAGAAAAACAAUUUUGACAGCUCUUUUGAUAUUAUCAAGAAUCAGUAAAUAGUGGGCAAUGUACUCAAAUGAUAUUCCAGAUCUCUGUAGAAAGGUCUCACUGCCGUGUCCUGCAGGUGAAAGAUUCAGAGAUGCAGUCACAUGUCGGGAAUACUAUGAAUGUGGAUAUGACGGUCAGUUUUUAAUCAAGCGACUUUGUCCCGGAAGAAAAGAGUUUGACUCUAAACGUGGUUUCUGUGUUGUCAGUUCAUCAUUUAAAUGUGAAACUCCAGUAAGAUGUCCAAAUCUAUCUUGGUCAAAUAAUCUAAUCCAAGCGGAGAAUUCCUUCCCGACUGACUACGUAGUGGGUGGUGUACUUGGAUCUCUUGCACUUGUUACCCUGUCAAUUCUGAUAGUUGCAUGUAUAAAAAAAUGGCAAAUAAGAAAAAAAAGUCGUCGACGAAUUCAACUGCGGAAAAAUCUUCGUAGCAGGCGUAUGGUACCAGUUUUUGAUAGUUCCGAUUAUUUCCACGACAAGAUGGCUCAAAUGUACGAAAGAAUCAGUAGUAGCCACAAUAUUUCACGUCCAUAUUAUCCACCAAUGUUCAGACCGAUGGCGAUGCGACCGCAAUACGUCCAACCGUAUAGAUACCCACAUCCUUUUGGAAAUUUCGAUAGUUUCGGUUCCAGCGAUCCUGCUCUGUACAUACCAAAUGUUCAUAGCGAACAGAGUGAUGAACCGUCAAUUAUUACUGGGAGUUUUAUCUACCAUAGCCCGAACAAUCUACCACCGCAUUUUAUCUCUAACCCUAAUUACAAUGAUCCGGAUUUAACUUACGACAGUUUCAAGAACGAUCACUUUUUCGCAAGCAGCUCUCUUGGAGUCAUGAAUAAUACACUGACAACUCGCCAGCUGCAUCUCUGAUUUCUUUUGUUGUUGUUGUUGAUGUUUUUUUUUAUUAAUGAAAAUAUUAUUUUUGUAUAAAAUGCAUUCUUUAUGUUCACACACAAUACAUCUGCACUCAGAACAUUGCAAUCUGCACUUUGUUCCAAUUCUUUAAACAUAUUCGGUCUGCAUGCGAUGUAAAUUACUAAACAGAACACAGAACACUGAGCUACUGUUUUCUCUUUAGAAAUUAAGCGAUGUAAGAAAAGAAGCCUCACUGUCCAGACAAUAAGCCUAUAUUUUUCAUUAACAGCAUAUUAGCUUUGGAGAAUUUUUGAUUCUUGAGAUUAUCUCCCUUGCGCAAAUGGAAGUUUGUCUUAAUUGCCAUUUUGGUAAUUAUGAUACAUCCUACAGAGAUAGAGAUAAUUUGAAUAAAUCAAGGAUUUAUAUUGUAUGGUAUUUAUAUACCAAUAUUUAUCUAUGUUGUUCGAGUACAUGCACUGGCCGCUCGAGUUAUUUCUCUGAGCUCAUUUUUGUUUAAAUUAUGCAAAUAUAUUUUCACAUUGAAUAAAUCUAAUGCGUUUAUAUGUACAAUCCUGCACUCUGUCUUUCUUUAAUUCAAUGUAACGUUGGUUACUAUAGGGUAGAUUUUUAAAUACAUUGCC
Molecule: messenger RNA, 2722 nt
Organism: Octopus sinensis (East Asian common octopus)
Lineage: Eukaryota; Metazoa; Mollusca; Cephalopoda; Octopoda; Octopodidae
Exons: 5
Coding region: 1251-2096 (281 amino acids)
Cellular component (GO): extracellular region
Molecular function (GO): chitin binding
Source: RefSeq, a predicted model, not a curated record